Molecule: messenger RNA, 843 nt
Organism: Truncatella angustata
Lineage: Eukaryota; Fungi; Ascomycota; Sordariomycetes; Amphisphaeriales; Sporocadaceae
Product: kinase phosphorylation protein-domain-containing protein
Exons: 1
Coding region: 1-843 (280 amino acids)
Source: RefSeq, a predicted model, not a curated record
AUGGAUCUUGUAUCCAGUAUCCGCAAAUCAGGUUCGCGCGGCGGUGUCAACUUCAGCUGGGACGAAGUGGCAGGCUCAGCCCAUCGCGAGAACUACCUGGGCCACAGUCUUAAGGCUCCAGUAGGCCGAUGGCAAAAAGGCCGUGACCUGAGUUGGUACGCAAAAGGUGAUGAUGCCAACGCUGGUCCCUCGGAUGAAACCGAAGAGGAAAGGGCUGCCCGCGAGCGUCGAGAAGAAAUCAAGAGAGUGAAAGAAGCCGAGGAAGACGCUCUGGCUCGAGCCCUUGGUCUGCCAGUCAAAGAGCGAAAUCAGACCGGUGCCAAUUCCAUUGAAGUGGGCAAGCCGCGGAUUGGGCCCCAGGAGGAGGCGCCCGAAAAGCCCAAGGAAGAAGACGCCUCAGACCGAAGAAGACACAGACGACACCACGACUCAGAAGGACGGCAUAGGCGGCGACACAGAAACGGCAGUCGCAGUCGCAGUCGCAGUCGCAGUCGAGAGAGGCGCCGCGAUAGGUCGCCGAGACACAGGGACGGCAAUAGCCGCAGGCACAGAGACGACCGGCGCGAGAACGACAAGCCAAAGGACCAUGCCCAGGUCCGCGCAGAAGAUGGUCCGUCGAGGCGCCAUGAUGAUCAUGGCCAGAGACACCAACACAGGCGCAGAAGGAGUUACAGCCAGGAGAGGGACGAUGACAGACCACAACGAAGUCAAAGGAGAGAUCGGAGUCAUAGCCCAAGGAACGACCAUGGCAGAGAAGGACGCCAUAGAGCACUUUCAAGGGAGAGACGGACGGGCGGAAAUAAGGAUGGCCCAGAGCGUAGGGACUCUAAAUCUGCAUAUUGA